Molecule: messenger RNA, 2187 nt
Organism: Exophiala oligosperma
Lineage: Eukaryota; Fungi; Ascomycota; Eurotiomycetes; Chaetothyriales; Herpotrichiellaceae
Exons: 4
Coding region: 1-2187 (728 amino acids)
Biological process (GO): regulation of DNA-templated transcription; DNA-templated transcription
Molecular function (GO): DNA binding; DNA-binding transcription factor activity, RNA polymerase II-specific; zinc ion binding
Source: RefSeq, a predicted model, not a curated record
AUGUCUGAGCAACGAGCAAGUAAAGAAAAGCCAGAUAGAAAAUAUACAUCACUGGCAUGCGAUUUGUGUCGAAGAAAGCGUAUCAAGUGUAGCAGUGGCCGGCCUUGUUCCAACUGCAAACUCUACAGUUCCGAAUGUGUGUAUGGUCUAGACAAGCGACGGAUGUCAGAAAAUGUUCGGCGCAAAGGCAGCGUCUUGAGUGACAACAUUAAAGAUGAAGCGCCGAGUGAGCACUCGGUCAACGGAAACGAGGAUUUGGAAGCGACGCCAGUCACCACUUAUGAUGGACAACUACAAUGGCACGACCUGAAUCUACCGAGCUUUGUAGGCAAUGAUGGUCGACCGGCGGAUUUUCUGGAAACACAAGGAGAUUGGGAUCUCGCAACCACCGCUUUCGACACAAUCGAACCUGCGUCGUUCUUUUCGGAUGCUUUGUCGGGUCAUGAUAAUGGCUCUCAUCCGACGCAUCCCUACGUUGGCGGCUCUUUUACUCAGCACGCUGCCAAUCUCCACUGGCCUUCUGAGAACCAUAAUGAUCUGAUAUCAGAUAUAGCAAGUUUCAAGGUGCCCGGCGGUACGCCAGAGACAUCCUUUGGCAGUGUUAAUACCUCACCAGCAGCCAUAAAUGUCGGUGCCGAACAGGAAUCCAAAAGAAGACUCGGUAAGACCAGGUCGGCAGAUGAUGCGGCAACUGUGAACGAUGUUACUCGCCAGCUCACCAGUCGGUUGGGACGACUGCAAAUCACUGAAGGCGGCCAGGCUCGCUAUUAUGGUGCUAUGUCAAAUCUACACCUGUUGCAUACGGGCCCAGCAUCUCUCGUUCAACCCAAUAUCCGCAACGUGGUCAGCCACGGAGAAGCCGCCAUCAUACAGGCAGGCCUACAGUGGACAAGCGAUCCAGCCUACGAAAGCCACCUAAUCAAUCUUGUCUUCUGCUGGCACAACGCGUUAAUGUACGUGCUGGAUAGAGAUAUCUUUUUCAAAGAGAGGAAAAGAUUCUUAGCAGGCGAAAGCACCGACCUAUACUCACCGGCUCUAGAGAAUGCUGUAUUUGCUGUGGGCGCUGCGUACACCGAUCGUACCCACCCUGCUGUCAAUGAUGCAACUGAUGAAUUCUUCGCAUUCCGUAGCAAGACAUAUCUCGAAAUCGAGGUCGACAGUCCCACCAUCGCAACUGCACAGGCUUUACUCAUUCUUUCUUCACACGAAGCAGCGCAUGCACGGGAGUCAAGAGGUUGGAUCUAUUCUGGCAUGGCUGUGCAAAUUAUGACCGAUCUCGGGCUUCACUUAGACUUGGGCGAAGAAUAUUCUCGGUUAGAAUCUAGGGUUAACAUCGAUUCCGAAGACAUGUUGAUCCUGCGUCGGAAUCUAUUUUGGUCCAUCAACACAAUCGACACUCUCUGGAGCACACAUUGCGGACGACCAUCCUUGAUGAAGAGCCUACGACACAACGUUCAAGACCCCCUUCCUUCCCGAACAUAUCAGUGGGAGUACUAUGUCGAUCCAUAUACCAGUAUGAGGUUUCCUGCAAAGUUCGACUUCGCCGCUGCGGCGCAUGUCCAUGUCUACCUUGCUUCUCUGAUGAAAAUCCUGGCCCAAGUCUCGGAUGUUCUAUACUCUGGAGUGCCAGACGUAUCUGAUGAUAUGCGAUCAUUCGUCGCUCAGGCUGAUCAAGAUUUUCGAGAUUGGUUUUCUUCUCUGCCGGCCAAUUUACACCUGGAUGUAACCGGAUCCUCUCCUUUCCAGAUUCCGGCAAUUCUUGAGCUUCACCUAAGUUACUACGAGUGUAUCAUAUUGUUACACAGACCGUUCAUUGCACCAGAUGAUACACUUUUAUCCACAGGGGAAUCCCCACUUAGCAAAUGCGUUCAGAGUGCUGAGGAGAUAUGCAACAUUCUUGUGCUUUUUCGCAAGAUGUAUGGCCUGAGACGACCUCACCACCAUAUGUGCCAUAUCACAAUGACUGCUGCUUUGAUACAUAUCUUCCGCCUGUGCGUGGCAAUCGAGGAGCAGUCAGAAAGAGACAACGCACAGCGUCACUUCUUAACCUGUGUCCAAGCAUUGGCAGAGAUGUCUCAGACGUACAAAAGUGCUUCACGUGGCCUUGAUGUGGUCACUUCUUUGCGCCAGAGUUGGCAAAAUGAUCCUUUUGCCGGAGAUCGUUUCAAAAGAGCAAGGAUUGGUUGA